This is a messenger RNA of Rubroshorea leprosula, 539 nucleotides long. Lineage: Eukaryota; Viridiplantae; Streptophyta; Magnoliopsida; Malvales; Dipterocarpaceae. The record is from the annotation of a GenBank genome assembly.
CAGUUUCUUCUUCCUUUGUUCUUCUCCCUCUAGGCAACGCCACCUGCUCGCUUCCUCCUUCCCUCGCGCAUUUCAUGGAUGAAAUGUACGUAAUCCACUCCACUGGAGAGUACGCCUUGAACAAGCCGUUGAUGUCGUUGCUGGGUAGUCUGAUCGUACCUUCAGAUUACCACGCCUUGUUUUGCUCGUCGAGUCAGGUUCCGAUGUUUGGAUCCGAUGAGUUGCUCUCUGCUGCUUCGUCCAUAUCUGAAGCUACCUCCAUCAUGCCUGAAAUUCAACCGGAAGAAGACAUGUCCUUAGUAGAUCUGCAAAUCGCUUUAGAUCUACGCCAAACUCUGGCCAUCCAUGGCUCUCCUUUGACUGCUUCCUCCGUUUCUUUCCCUUUUUAUUUCUCUCUCCGUUACUGAGAUCCGGUUCUCAGAGAUCCACUUCGACAACCGCCCCAUAAUCCCUUUUGAUAAGUUUGGAUUCACUCACACUGGACGUCUUGAGCUCACCGUCUCCAACAUUGACCUCUCGAAUCAAAAACCUUGAUCUUU